AUGGCUUCCUCUGAUCCAAACCAACCGGAUCCUCGCAUUGUUCGCAUCGCGCCUGAUAGGCAUGACACUACCGAAUCGGCUGAGUCUCUGGUUCCAUCAAAUCUGUCCGAGAACGAGCCUCGCUGGGUCUGGAAAUUUGGCAACUUGGUCUUCAAUAGAGUUCGAAACAACCCUUCAGAGCCCGAGGACGGCUUGGAAAGCCGCAUCUUUGGUGGCCCUGAUGCUAGAGACAUGGACUACAAGGCCGACAGCGAGUCAGUUUGGGACUUAGAAAGCUCUCCCUCAAAGACGUUUGCGCGUCUAUCAAAUUUGGAACACACUCUGUCUACGCCGAGUCAUUCUUCUGUUUCGACCAUGGGAUCUGUCAUGCCUGGUUAUGUCAGACACCUGAGGAUUGAGACGGAGGACGAAACCAACGACGGUGGGGUCGAGUGUUCCGAUGUGGCCAGCUCUGAAUCCCUCGUUCCUACCUCGGUAGCUACGUCCGAGGACCUGGAAGACACCGAGACCAUUGAACUGAGAGAAAACUACGAGACCGAGCUUAUGUUCAAAUGGACUCUUACUGACCUAAUACGCCAGAUGAUGUUUGUCUCUGGAGAAACUGCCGAACCAUCCAUUGAAAGUACGACGUUAAUUGAAGAUAUUACACGCCAGCAGGUGAUCGAGAUUCUUACCCGCAGCACUGCACUUGCUACAAGGCGUGGAUCACGAUCAAUCUCAACCGAUGACCUGAUUUUCUUGAUUCGGCACGACAAGGCCAAGGUCUCACGUCUCCGAACCUUCUUAUCCUGGAAGGAUGUCCGCAAAAACGUCAAGGACUCUGAUGACAAGGGCGGCGGCGAUGCAGCUGACUUUGCUGCCGCCGAUGAUGCGGCUGGUGUGGUUGCUGGCCCCCAGGAUGUCGCCGCUAAGCCAAAGAACAAGCGAGCCAAGGUUGGGCUGGCAUGGGACCCCAACAGCUUCUUCUCCAUACAGGUGCCGGAGCGCGAAGAUGAAGAAGACGAAGAGGAAGAAGAGCAGAAUUACGCCACUCUGCAGCGCCUGGCUGCUGCCGACGAGCGCACCAGGCACAUGACAAAAGAGGAAUACGUCUUCUGGUCCGAGUGUCGCCAGGCCUCCUUCACCUACCGGAAGAGCAAACGUUUCCGCGAGUGGGCAGGCUUCGGCAUUGUGACCGAGUCCAAGCCCAACGACGACAUCGUUGAUAUCCUGGGUUUCCUUACUUUCGAAAUUGUCCAGACUCUUACAGAAGAGGCGCUCAAGGUCAAGGAGCGUGAAGACCACGAGAAGAAUCGCGGUGGCCCUGACGCCGGCGACAGUGCCAAGAAGCGCAAGCGCGAGACUGGCCUGUUCGAUCCGCCUGAGGAAGGCCGCACUCCGAUCGAACCUCGACACAUUCGCGAAGCAUAUCGCAAGCUCCAGGCCACGCCUCAGAAAUCAGUGGCGAUGCUCCUCCACAACGCCCGCAUACCUGCUCGUCUUCCAUUGCGACUGAUCUAA
Messenger RNA from Penicillium atrosanguineum, 1500 nucleotides. Its product is annotated as transcriptional regulator SPT3. Lineage: Eukaryota; Fungi; Ascomycota; Eurotiomycetes; Eurotiales; Aspergillaceae. Gene Ontology annotation, molecular function: protein heterodimerization activity; transcription coregulator activity. The coding region runs from base 1 to 1500 and encodes 499 amino acids. Gene Ontology annotation, biological process: transcription by RNA polymerase II. Gene Ontology annotation, cellular component: SAGA complex. The record is from RefSeq and is a predicted model, not a curated record. The transcript is spliced from 3 exons.